ACAUAGCUACAAGCUCUUUGACAAUCCAGCCAGUUGGGUUUCUCUGCUUUGUUCAGAUGUCAGUCGGCCAAAAUUCCAUUUCAUCGUAUGAAAACAUUUCAGAACAUUGUAUUAAAUACACAAAUAUCGACAAAUUUCAAACGUACGUUCUUACUUUUCUGCAGUUCUUUUCGGUUCAGAUUUGUAGUUUUAUAAAUACACGCAAAGAUAACCAUUGGAUUCCAUCAAAGUUGGUACGAUUUGUGGCGAGUCAAAGUGAAUUCAAUUGGAUUGGCUUGUUCAUUGAUCGCGCCUUAUUGGGAGCAGCCAUCGGCCCACAAUUGUCAGUCUGGAUCUGGGUCUGGGACUUGAUCUGGGCACGGUUUCAUCGGCUACCACUUCCACUUCCAGAUCCAGCACCCACGUACAUCCACUGACGCCUCCUGGCCACAAUCGUUCGCCUGUUGCUGCUGUGUGUUUUGUGUUUACUUGCUGCCAACUCGCAUGACUCACCGGAGAGUCUGAGCCGGGUCUGCGGUAACCAAACACUUCGAGCCAAGCUCGGUCGCGUCACCACCUUGGCCGGAGCCCACACACGAACAUCGCAUCGAAUCGCACCGAAUUCAACCGACUCAAAUUGAAUACACCCUAUUUGGCGAUGGCGUCAAUGGGUUCCGGAGAGAUGAAGACCUCGAGGCUAGCGCAAAUGCAGAUGCGCUUUCAGCAGCGGACCCAGCAGGAGCAGGAGGUGCGUCGGCGGGAACUAAUGGGCACGAAGACGAGUGGCGAGCACUUGGCCACUGCUGCGCCCAGUGCCGCCUCCACCAGGCUGAUUGGCAAUGGAAAGGUGCGCCAGAUGUUCGACGAGCGUCGCCGAGGAGCGGGCAUAGACCGCAGCAAUCCUCUCAAGCCGAUCGGAGCACUGACCUCGCCGAUCGCCCCAGCGAAAGCCCGCCCCCCGCAACCGAUGCAGCGGCUCAUCAAGGGCGUGACCGACAUGAGCCUCGGGGAGCCGCCUCAAGGAGCCGCCGGCAGGCGCGUUACCAGCGACAGCAACAACAACAACAAGUACGCCACCCCAAGGAGUGUGAACCGCAGCCUGAAACCUGUGGUCACCCGGAAGACGCCGCCUGCCCCUGCCUCCGUGUCCACGCCACCGCGCAGUCCCAAGAUGCCGACUUCCAGUCGGUUGACCGGAGGAACCACCUCGCAAGUCAAUCGCCUGUCGCCGCCAACGAUUCGACGGUCGGAGCCUAAAUCGCCAGUUAAAAAGGUUAACAUGGACAACAACACAACGACGGCCCCGGAGGGCACCGCCCUGUGCCGAUUCUGCGGACGCCACUUCAACACGGAUCGGCUGCAGAAGCACGAGGCGGUGUGCCAGCGCAUGGUGAGCACCAAGCGUAAGGUCUUCGAUGCCUCCAAGCAGCGCAUCGUGGGCACCGACGCCGAGAAGUUCGGCAAGAAGUCAAAGGGCAGAAGCUCGCAAUCGACGUACAGCAGUGCUGCCCAGCAGAAGGGUCUGACCACCGGGGUCAAGAAGAGCAACUGGCGCAAGCAGCACGAGGAGUUCAUCCAGUCGAUACGGGCCGCCAAGCAGGUUCAAUUGCACUUGGCGCGCGGCGGCAAGCUGAGCGAUCUGCCGCCACCGCCGCCAUCGGAGAAUCCCGACUACAUCCAGUGUCCGCACUGCAGCCGUCGAUUCAACCAACAGGCCGCCGAGCGGCACAUCCCCAAGUGCGCCAACAUGGUGCACAAUAAGCCCCGGAACGGUCCCCCGCCGAAGAAGCGCUAGUGGUUAGUGGGAAUCCGGUAAUCGGUAAUCGGUAAUAGCUGAUCUCUGGUUGAUAACAGUGAACAUGCCCAUACUUUUACUUGUGAUAAAGAAGUUUGAUGAUUGGAACGAA
Messenger RNA from Drosophila elegans, 1886 nucleotides. RefSeq lists its product as uncharacterized. The transcript is spliced from 4 exons. The record is from RefSeq and is a predicted model, not a curated record. Bases 638 to 1774 code for a protein of 378 amino acids. NCBI's taxonomy places the organism in Eukaryota, Metazoa, Arthropoda, Insecta, Diptera, Drosophilidae.